Chlorella variabilis is the source of this 537-nucleotide messenger RNA. RefSeq lists its product as hypothetical. The transcript has 7 exons. The record is from RefSeq and is a predicted model, not a curated record. Bases 1 to 537 code for a protein of 178 amino acids. Lineage: Eukaryota; Viridiplantae; Chlorophyta; Trebouxiophyceae; Chlorellales; Chlorellaceae.
AUGGUGAACCACCAGGUCCCACAUUCGGCGGCUGAGGUGCAGAAUCAGGCGCCUGAGACGCAGCAUUCGGCGCCUGAGGUCCCACAUUCGGCGGCUGAGGUGCAGAAUCAGGAGCCUGAGGCGCCGCAAUCGGCGCCUGAGGUCCCACAUUCGGCGGCUGAGGUGCAGAAUCAGGCGCCUGAGGCGCAGCAUUCGGCGCCUGAGGUCCCACAUUCGGCGGCUGAGGUGCAGAAUCAGGAGCCUGAGGCGCCGCAAUCGGCGCCUGAGGUCCCACAUUCGGCGGCUGAGAUGCAGAAUCAGGCGCCUGAGGCGCAGCAUUCGGCGCCUGAGGUCCCACAUUCGGCGGCUGAGGUGCAGAAUCAGGCGCCUGAGGCGCAGCAUUCGGCGCCUGAGGUCCCACAUUCGGCGGCUGAGGUGCAGAAUCAAGCGCCUGAGGCGCAGCAUUCGGCGCCUGAGGUGCCGAAUCGGGCGCCUCGCUGCAGCUGCCUGCCGCUGGCUGCUGCGGGCUGCUGGCUGCUGCGGGCUGCUGGAUGCUGA